AUGGCCCGAAAUGACGCCGUGGUCACGCCGUUUUACAUGGAGAAGCUUGUGUAUAAUUUAUGGUUCUGUCACCCGAAUCUUCUCGUGCUCCUCAUCUGCCAACCUGCCACUCAUCUGGUCAUGCUCUACGGCCGGCCAUUCCGGCAUAUCCUGUUCUUCGUCGGCGUCCUGGACAAUACCGUCAUCAGAUGGUGGAACACUUUUCAGGAUACGCUGGUGAGCACCACCUUCCUGAUCGUGCUCGCCUACUCGAUCGAGCGGAUCGUGGCCAUGGUGUAUGUGCAUACCUACGACGAGAUGUGGACGAAGCGGCCGACGCUGGGGAUUGGACUGUAUUUGGGAGCGCUCAUCUACUCUUUCUUCCUGAUCAUCGUCUACAAUUGGGGCUUACCCCUGCCCUUGGUCUACGGUAGCCAAUAUGUGCUUUUUACCGUCACCAGUUUGUUCUUUGUAUUCUUGCGAAUCGCGAGUGGGAGGGCCUAUAAAAAAGUGGCCGAGCGGAAAGAAGCCACUGUAAAUGAGAGAUUCGACACAGCCCGAAAUCUGAAAGCUUCCCAGCUUCUCCUCCGGGUCGCUCCCUUCAAAUGCCUGACCAACUACGUCUCGCUUGGGUGUUAUUUCUGGGUGUGGGAGCUUCACACCCCAGAAUAUUACCCGUUGUAUGGGGUGCUGUACUAUUACCUCAGCCAUUUACAGCUCUACGUCCAGAUGCUCUUGACGAUCCUGGGCCAUUCUGUACUUGAGGAAGAGGCCCUCGCAUUAAUAGGCAGGGCGAAAGGGGAAAAGCCGGAGGAAAUCAUCGAAAUGUGCUCCCUCGUGCUCCUCACCUUCUGCGUUUGGGGCUACGUGCGUAUUCUGAAGCGAAGGGAGUUUUGUCACCCUAACCUGCUGCUGCUCCUCAUCUGCCAUCCUAUAACGCACCUGGCGGCGCUCUAUGGCCGGCCGAUCCGACACGCUAUCCACUUGCUUGGAUUUUUGAGCACGAGGAUUCUCUUCUAUUGGAAUCUGAGUGUGGACACAUUGGUGAGCACCACCUUCCUGAUCGUCAUGGGCUACACGAUCGAGCGGAUGGUGGCCAUGCGAUAUGUGCAUCGGUAUGACGAGAUGUGGACGGAGCGGCCAACGCUAGGGAUUGGGCUGUUCAUUGGAGCGCUCAUCUACUCCUUCAUCCUGUUGCUCAACUACAACCUGUGGCUCCCGCUCAAUAUCGCAUACGGAGCCCAAUACGUCCUCUUCGCAACCACUUCAUUUUUUUUCAUAUAUCUUUAUCUCAAAUGCAGAAAAGCCUACCGAAAAGUGGCGCUCAAAAAGGAGUCGACCGUCAAUGAGAGAUUCGACACGGCGCGAAAUCUGAAGGCCUCGAUGCUGCUGCUAAAAGUUGCCCCAUUCAAGUGCAUCACCAACUUUGUUUCGCUCUGUUUGUACUAUUGGAUCUGGGAGAUGCACAGUCCGGAGUGUUUUCCAUUCUAUUCCGUCCUGUACUUUUACCUCAGCCAUCUGCAGCUCUACUUCCAAAUGAUACUCACGAUUCACGGCCACGCCCAACUGCGGGAAGAAUUUUUCUGGAUGCUCGGUCAGAAGCGCGAUGACAAUCCGGAGCGGGUCAAAAAUGUGCUCGGGCGGAAGAUGAUCUUUUCGGAGCAGGAGCAGGCGAUGAUGUACUUCAACCAGGUGAGCAAAGUCUGGGACUCCUCCAGGGGCGAGAAGGGCCAAGCGCAAGCUCGCGCUCCCGGACGGCUUCUCCCCCUCAGAAAUACACGGGUUUACGCGGCCACCGAAGCGCCACAUAGCAUACAA
Mesorhabditis spiculigera is the source of this 1797-nucleotide messenger RNA. The record is from the annotation of a GenBank genome assembly. NCBI's taxonomy places the organism in Eukaryota, Metazoa, Nematoda, Chromadorea, Rhabditida, Rhabditidae.